Molecule: messenger RNA, 1813 nt
Organism: Salmo salar (Atlantic salmon)
Lineage: Eukaryota; Metazoa; Chordata; Actinopteri; Salmoniformes; Salmonidae
Source: RefSeq, a predicted model, not a curated record
GUGUGCACGUUAACCAGUGGAUGUAUGGAUGUGAGUGGGAUGAUGAGGCUGGAGCCACAGAGGGGUUUGAACAGUGGGGAUAUGAUGGAGAGGACUUCAUAGCAUUUGACCUGAAGACAAAGUCAUGGAUCGCCCCAACGCCACAGUCAGUCAUCACCAAACUCAAGUGGGACAGUGACACAGCUCACAAUGAGCACGAAAACUACUACACCCAGAUCUGCAUUGAGUGGCUGAAGAAGUAUGUGGACUAUGGGAAGAGCACUCUGAUGAGGACAGUCCCUCCGUCAGUGUCUCUGCUCCAGAAGACCCCCUCCUCUCCAGUGACCUGCCACGCGACAGGUUUCUACCCCAGUGGAGUCAUGGUGUCCUGGCAGAAAGACGGACAAGAUCACCAUGAAGAUGUGGAGUACGGAGAGACUCUCCAGAACGAUGACGGAACCUUCCAGAAAAGCUCCCACCUGACAGUGACACCUGAGGAGUGGAAGAACAACAAGUAUCAGUGUGUGGUUCAAGUCACGGGUGUCAAGGAGGACUUCAUCAAGGUUCUGACUGAGUCUGAGAUCAAGACCAACUGGAAUGACCCCAACAUUGUCCUCAUCAUUGUAGUGGUGGUAGCUCUCCUCCUGCUCGUCGUUGCUGUUGUUGUUGGGGUCGUCAUUUGGAAGAAGAAGAGCAAGAAAGGCUUUGUUCCGGCCAGCACUUCCGACACUGACUCUGACAACUCUGGGAGAGCUGCCCAGAUGACUUGAGAGACCUCUCUGCUCUUCUGUAGCAUCAGAGUGCUGAAGAGGAACGUCUCAAGAACAUAACACACGUAUACUUGCACACACACACACACACACACACACACACACACACAACACAGGAGGUUGGUGCCACCUUAAUUGGGUCGAGCGGGCUUGUGGUAAUUGCUAGAGCGGAAUGGUACCAAAUACAUCAACAUGGUUUGAUCUACUCCGUUCCAGCCAUUAUUAUGAUCUGUCCUCCCCUCAGCAGCCUCCUGUGACACACACACACUGUAAACACAGAUCCAUACAUCAACAAAAAAAAUCUGCUGUCAAAAAUAUUAUUUGGUGAUUUUCAUUUGAACAGUUUUACUUUCAUUUAAUCUAUAGUUUGGCUUUUUAAAGUGUUGUAAUGUGUUUUGAAUUGUUAAAUGUUAUAUUGCCACUGUGUGAGGUUUAUCUCGUUCUUACAGGUAUACUAGAAUCAAUGGAAAGGAUUAGAUUGUUGUGAGAUGUUAAAUUAAGAUUUUAACUUAGAUUAUUCUACAAAUAAAACAUAAAUUUGCUUGAUUUUCUCUUAACUGAAGCCAUCAAAACAACCACAUUUAAAAGAUAUUGCUGUAAACCGGAAAAACAACAUUAUUUUGUGUAGUGUAGCUGCACAUGUGUAGGUUUUAGUGGGAUAACAGAGUAAUUGUGUGACAUGUUCGAUCUUUGCUCACUGUCUUGUUUAACUGUAUGGCCAUAAACCUGACAAGGCCCAUCAUUCACAUGUUCCAUUUGUAAAUAUUUCUCUUUUAAUGAAAGUGGCUUUAUUGCUCUAGUUUUUAUGAUACGUUUGAUUUCUGAUAUUUUUGGGGGUAGUAGGAUGUGUAAAAAUAAGUUGGUGAUGGGGCAAGUUGAACAAUUAUUUUAUUGCAACUGUUUGCGCUUUUUAAUAUUAUCUAAUACAAGUCCAGAAAACAGCAUAGUAAAAGUGAUCCAUUUAAGAGAUACAUAAUGAAGCAGCGAAACAACAAAUUAGAGACCAAAUUCAUGCCUUCUGUCAUAAUGUUCUUACACUUUCAAUAAAGUCUACAAAAUUUGAA